Molecule: messenger RNA, 3322 nt
Organism: Zonotrichia leucophrys gambelii
Lineage: Eukaryota; Metazoa; Chordata; Aves; Passeriformes; Passerellidae
Gene: SMIM32
Product: small integral membrane protein 32
Exons: 2
Coding region: 1248-1568 (106 amino acids)
Source: RefSeq, a predicted model, not a curated record
UGUCCCGUUCUUUGCUACCCUCCCCCAGCUCAAAACCUCCAGCCAGAGCCUCAGGCACUCACGGGAAUUUAUCCGAAGAUCUCUUCCUUUUUAGCAUCGUGUCAGUGCCAGCUGCACCGCGGGCUGCGGAGCGGUCGGCAGCACAACCCAGCCCUGCCCUGUGCCCUGCCCUGCCCACGGAGCGAGGGGCAAAGCCGGGUCCAACCGAGCCGGGUCCAACCGAGCCGGGUCUAACAGAGCCGGAGCCGGGUCCAACCGAGCCGCACUGCCCCAGCCCGAGCCUCGGCUGAGCCCGGCGCUGGGUGAGGCUGCCAAGGAACUGACCCAUCCCCAGGGAAGCUCUUUUGGGGUUUCUUUCUCGACCAAAGGGACAUCGCUCUUUUUUUUUAAUUAUUAUUUUUUAAAUUUAUUUCUCUCAAAGCAAUGAAAGGAGUGCCUGGAAAGCUCAAGCAGAAAGCUCAGCCUCUUCACGCUGGCUCCAGAGAGCGCCAGCGUUAACCGGGAUUAAGAAACUCAACUAAUGCUUCCCAGCGCCGGGAUUGCAGCAGCGCGGAGCCUCCCGAGGCGGAGAACCGCGACGGCAAAUCCGGCCGGAUCUCCGGGCAGGCAGAUGCCGCUUAACCCCGGGUUUAUGUGCAUCCCACCUCUGCAGAGCCGCCGGAAAACCACCGUGCCUCCCCUGGGCGGACAGUGAGCGCUGCCAGCCCAGCCGGGGCUGCUCCGUGCCCGCUGCCAGCCGGGCGAAGAGGCGCCGUGUCCGGGGCUGAAGAGGCUCUCAGGCUCUCUGUCCCCCAGCCCAUGCCGGAGAGGUGGCACCCGGCUCGCAGCGCCUUCUCAGAGCUCCCAGCUCAUCCCUGCUCCGUACCCGGGGCUGAAGAGGCUCUGUGUCCCCUAAUCCAUGCAGGAGAGGUGGCACCGGGCUCGCAGCGCCUUCCCCGCACAUCCCGGCUGACCGGCUGAUGAGCCAGCGCAUUUCCCCAAACGAGGAGUGCUGGGGGAACCAGGGCCAGGACACGAGGUACCUGUAUCAUUUUUGAUUCAUAUUUGUGGGUAAAUGCUGUAAAUAUGAGGCAAGAAGAUUUAAAAGAAAGUCGCUGAGCAGUGCAAGUGAAUUAAUUUGUCUCAGACAACAUGCGGCUGGGUUGCAUCCUUUUACAAGCAGGAACACUGUUUCUUUCCUAUGCCAAAGACUGACUGCGUUUGCCCUCCUGUUUUACUUCUGCUGUGGAAGAAAUUUAAGCAAGAACAUGUAUAGUGAAUUGCUCAAUUCCACCAGCGCCACUGAAGCUCACCUAAUGAUUCAGACCAACACGCCCUACCUGAGCAGCACCCCGAGACCCGUGAGCUCCUCUGCUCUUUACAUGUCGACAGCCAGGGUGUUAAAAGAAGGGGAAAUAAAUAAGCCAGACCUGGUGACUUACAUCAUUCUAUUUUUCUUUCUGUUCUUGACUGUGACAUUCAUUGUGUUCUUCAUAAACUGCCAGCUGAAAAAUUCUUUUUUUGCUACUCUUCCUUACGACAGAUCGCUCAGGGAGGCGAGGAACCCGUGGAGGACACAAGCUGUCUGACACCUCUCAUGCCAGCAGGAGCAGGCACCGCAAACCCUGUGCAAUGAGGAGUUGGUGCCAUGUGCCAGUGCAAGGAUGUGAGCCCCUUUAGAGUAGUGGGCAGGAGGAGAUUGCUCCAAAUUCUGCUGUAUGCCAAUCUGAGUAGCUGUAAAUAAAAAGCUCUGUUAUGAACUGAAGAGAAUGGUUUAGCAAAUUGAUACAGUUUUUGCAAAAAAUCGCCCCGUGAUUCCAGAUUAAGCUCUGUGUGUAUGCAAAUGUCAUCAUCCACCCAUUCAGUGUCCAUACAAGGAUAAUUGUAUUAACAACAAUCUCUGAUUUGGGCAUCUGGUGGAGCUUGUUCCCCCAUGUUUAGGAAACCAAGCAUCAAAUGUAAAAAAACAGUGUAUUUACCUAACAACUCCACAGAGAUGAGUUUACUUUCUAGACCCAUUUCUCCCAACUGCAUGGUGAUGCUGUGGGAGGCCUGCCAGGCAGGAGGAGAAAAUGAAAAAUGUUUAUUUAGAUUUUUGAUUGUCAUUCUGUUAAGGGUGUUUUUUGAUGUUUGAAUGCAUCAUCGAUCAAGUCUAAAGUUACUACUUAUGUGAAACACUUACUACCUAAUGAAUUUAUUUUCAUCUUUCAUAAGCUGCAAAGGAAAUUAUUUGCCACAGCAUGAAACCAAAAUAAUCAGGCUGGGGAGAAGUGGGGAAAGAAAAUUAAUAUAUUUAAUAUUAUGCAAACUAAUGAGAAGUGUGAGCAGAGAGCUCCAAGUUUGAUACACAAAGUGGGUAAGUUCUGAAAGCCAUAAAACACAGCUUUAUAGGAAUAGUAGCUUUACUUUACCACUCCCUGCUCUUCAUGUAAACCUAGCCCAAUUAGAAGUAUAAAUGAUCAAUAUGACAACAGCUUGAUUCAACACUGGUCACUGGCAGCCCCUACCAUUUCAAAUUACUAUCUGAUUUCGUUCUAAAAUCAGAACAAAAAAAGCUCCUGCUUCGCACUGGUAGGUGACAAGCUAUUUUGUAGAUGCUGAUUUCUUAUAAACUUGAUUACAGCACAAUUCCAGAUGAAGCUGCAUGAAUGUGGGAAGAGUGUCCAUAAUUCCCACAAACAGCAGGCAAAGGGCUUGGGGUUUGGGUUUUUUUUGUUUUGCUUUUUUUUUUUUUUUUUUUUUUAAAUCAAAUGGCUCAACAUACAGAAUUGCAGCUAUCCAGAAACACCUGGAUACAGUGUGUUUCUGGAUAGCUAAAUCCUAAAUCCUAUUUAACUAAAAAAAUAGUCCUAAAUCCUGUUUUAGCUGUAGUUUUGGGUAUUGGAUCAUCUGAAAUGGGUUCAAAGUGGUGUCAGAUGCUGCUCCUAACCCUGUCCUUGAACUGCAGAGUACUCCAGAGGAGCUGCGUGUAUAUAUGUGUAGAUAACUUAUUUCAUCCAAAGGAGGUAAUUUUACAAUGCAAUUACACACACAUACAGGCUUGCACUCAAGAACACAGACAAAAAGUGUAUAUAUGGAAGUCUGUUUGCAAGCUUCUUCUUUUAUAACCCCAAAAUUGCACAGUUGAUAACACUUCCAUGUCAUUGUCUUUGUUACCAUGUUUUAUUUUGCUCCAAUAAGCUAAACUACUACAUAACAGAUUUCAAUAUUUUAUUCCUUGAUAUGUGGCCAAUAUUUCCUAUGAACCAAAUUUAACUGCUGUAAUUCCAAUUAAUGCAGAAAGCAACAAUAAAUGCAAGUGUAUUUCUCUCAGCCCUUUUUGAAUAAAUCAAGUUUUAUCAAA